This is a messenger RNA of Soboliphyme baturini, 483 nucleotides long. Lineage: Eukaryota; Metazoa; Nematoda; Enoplea; Dioctophymatida; Soboliphymatidae. The record is from the annotation of a GenBank genome assembly.
AUGCCCUCAAGACGACACAAGCAUGGCAUGACGAAGACGAUGGGCCACUUGGGCAUGAGAACCGGCAUGCGACGUCUGCUUACGUUGCAAGUAACUAUCAGCCUGAUCAUCUGGCCAUCGAUAGGAAACGAUGUGAUUCUGUUCGAAACGCACGACACCAGUGCUCUUCAUAACUCAGACUCGUUAUCGUCCUCUUCUUCCUCUUCAGGUAUCUUGUAUUGCUACAAAUGCGACUAUGAGAAGGUGUGGCAUUUUUAUUCGGAAAGCGAAAACGGUCGCACUUACUAUUUCAAGAGGGACUGCACGUCGCAGUGUUACCCAGGCUGUACGCCUCUCGACGACAUGGAGAACCGCUUCGUCAGCUGCACAUCGUGUUGUCAGUACGACUACUGCAACAUGGACAACGCUGCGAUGACCUCGGCUACCCCAAAGCUCGUUUCCACCUUUGGGGCACUCAUCGCCAUGGUCGUGAGGAAUCUCUGA